AUGAAGACUCCAAUUCUGAUUGCGCUCAUUUUGGUCUUUGCCAGCUGUUUUCCAGUUCCAAAAGCCCACUCAUCAUCUUCUCAGAAGGUAGGAAGAAGAUUCUCUGCUCCAGUCCAACCUGCAUCAAGAGCAGCACUAUCUAAACAGGUAGUUCCCAAAUCAUCUUCAGCACGGAAGGUGUUACCAUCCUCAAAAGAGUCCAGGGUUUCUCAAUUUGCAUCAAGGCAGUCUCGGCCUGCCAAGAAACCAGCAGCAGCAUCAAGAACCUCCAAACCCAAGACUUCUCGACCCACCAAAAAGCCAGUGGGAAGCUCCAAGCCCACCAGCAAGCCUUCUUGGCCUACCAAGAAGUCAGCAAAGAACCCCAAGCUCACCAGCAAGCCUUCUCGGCCCACCAAGAAGGCAGCAAACAACCCCAAGCCCACCAUCAAGCCUUCUCGAUCCGCCAAGAAGGCAGCAAAGAGCCCCAAACUCUCCAGCAAGCCUUCUCGGAUCACCAAGAAGGCAGUGAAGAGCCCCAAGCCCAUCAGUAAGCCUUCUCGGCCUGCCAAGAAGGCAGCAAAGACCCCCAAACUCUCCAGCAAGCCUUCUCGGCCCACCAAGAAGGCAGCAAACAGACCCAAGCCCACCAGCAAGCCUUCUCGGCCCACCAAGAAGGCAGCAAACAGACCCAAGCCCACCAGCAAGCCUUCUCAACCCGCCAAGAAGCCAGUAAGGAAUCCCAAGCCCACCCGCAAGGCCUCUCAACCCGCCAAGAAGACAGCAAAAAGCCCCAAACCCACACGCAAGCCUUCUCGGACCUCCAAAAAGCCAGCAAAGAACCCCAAGCCCACACGCAAGCCUUCUCAACCCGCCAAGAAGUCAGUAAAGAAUCCCAAGCCCACCAGCAAGCCUUCUCAACGCACCAAGAAGCUAGUAAGGAAUCCCAAGCCCACCCGCAAGGCCUCUCAACCCAUCAAGAAGACAGCAAAAAGCCCCAAGCCCACACGCAAGCCUUCUCGGACCUCCAAAAAGCCAGCAAAGAACCCCAAGCCCACACGCAAGCCUUCUCAACCCGCCAAGAAGUCAGUAAAGAAUCCCAAGCCCACCAGCAAGCCUUCUCAACCCGCCAAGAAGCUAGUAAGGAAUCCCAAGCCCACCCGCAAGGCCUCUCAACCCAUCAAGAAGACAGCAAAAAGCCCCAAGCCCACACGCAAGCCUUCUCGGCCCUCCAAAAAGCCAGCAAAGAACCCCAAGCCCCACACGCAAGCCUUCUCAACCCCGCCAAGAAGCCAGCGAAAACCAGCAAAGAACCCCAAGCUCACACGGAAGCCUUCUCAACCUGCCAAGAAGCCAGUGAAAAGCCCCAAGCCCACACGCAAGCCUUCUCGGCCCUCCAAAAAGCCAGCAAAGUACCCCAAGCUCACACGGAAGCCUUCUCAACCUGCCAAGAAGCCAGUGAAAAGCCCCAAGCCCACACGCAAGCCUUCUCGGCCCUCCAAAAAGCCAGCAAAGAACCCCAAGCCCACCCGCAAGCCCUCUCAACCUGCCAAGAAGCCAGCGAAAAGCCCCAAGCCCACACGCAAGCCUUCUCGGCCCUCCAAAAAGCCAGCAAAGUACCCCAAGCUCACACGGAAGCCUUCUCAACCUGCCAAGAAGCCAGCGAAAAGCCCCAAGCCCACACGCAAGCCUUCUCGGCCCUCCAAAAAGCCAGCAAAGAACCCCAAGCCCACACGCAAGCCUUCUCAACCUGCCAAGAAGCCAGUGAAAAGCCCCAAGCCCACACGCAAGCCUUCUCAACCUGCCAAGAAGCCAAUAAAGAACUCCAAGCUCACCCGCAAGCCUUCUCGACCUGCCAACAAGUCAUCAAGAAAGCCCAAGCCCACCCACAAGCCCUCUCUAUCUGCCAAAAAACCAACAUGUUCCAAACGUACACCAAAACAAUCUCCAGGGUCACAUCAUUCGCAAAAAAAACCUUCAAAUGUUCAAGUUCCACAAAAGAAGCGUAGACCUUCCAAGAUUAUUCCAAAACAACCUUCACCACAUCCUAAUGCCAAAGUUCCAUCACAUAAACAUGUCUCAUGCUCUAAACCAAAAGCACCAAAGAUCUCAUUCAUCAUCCCAUCAUCACCCACAUCCAGGCCAUCCACAUCCACCUCAUAA
Sarcophilus harrisii (Tasmanian devil) is the source of this 2142-nucleotide messenger RNA. RefSeq names its product proline-rich extensin-like protein EPR1. The transcript is spliced from 4 exons. Bases 1 to 2142 code for a protein of 713 amino acids. The record is from RefSeq and is a predicted model, not a curated record. NCBI's taxonomy places the organism in Eukaryota, Metazoa, Chordata, Mammalia, Dasyuromorphia, Dasyuridae.